UGCCACAGGAGCCAUAGUGAACGCCUUGCAUGCGGCUGUGAGAGUGAUCUGAACCGCAGGCUGAGACUAACGCAACGGUGACAGGCCAGCUGCUUUACCCGCUGUAUUCUCACUCUGUACCGGCUGUUUGUGUGUGAAAGACCGGAGUCAUGGCUUCCCGCUCUCUGUGGUCCCUCGCGCUGCUCCUCGCGCUGCUGCUCCCUCUGCAAGUAGUCCUUUCUCAGGAGUUCAACCUAUCUGAUGCUUUGGGUGAUGAUGACACAAGUAAACCAUCACCAACCCCCGCCCCGAAGCCAGCGGCACCAGCUGCACCAGCUGCACCAGCUGGAGGAGCAGAGGCAGAAGCAGGUUUUGAUUCAAUUGGUGACAUCACCACCAUUACCACCAAAGCCCCCUUCAAGGCAGUAACCAAGGCCCCGUUCAAGCCCAAACCCAAGCCAGCUGCGGCUGCCUUUGACCUGUCCGAUGCCUUGGACCCCAACAAUGACAUUGGUGGCAAGGAUAAGAACAAGGGGCAGGGAGGUGGAAUUUCUGACAAUGAUCUGGCAGAUGUUGGUAAAGAUGAUACCUACAAACCUGACGGAGGCAAAGGUGGACGUGGAGACGAUCAGAUCAACUCCCGUGAAGACAACAAUGAGACCACAGCAGAAGUGGGCACCAUCGCAGGGAUUGUUAGCGCGGUUGCUAUGGCACUGGUGGGAGCAAUCACCAGCUACAUCUCCUACCAGAAGAAGAAGCUGUGCUUCGGCAUACAACAGAGCCUGAAUACUGACAUGGUGAAGGCUGAGAACCCUGAGGCUGUGGUGGCUACAGAACCACAAGUCCAACAGACUCUCCUGGAGCCUGCCAGUGCUGAACCUCCCACUGAAGAGAACGCUGUGUAACACACUUACAACCUAGAACACACACACAAAGGUCAACCACCUACAUGCGCUAUUUGUCCAAACAUCCCCCACCUAACACCCCUCCCUGCACACACACAAACAAACACACACAUACACACACAGCCAUGCUACAGAAUAGACUGUUGUGUAGCAUGUCCUUGUUGCCCUGCAGCUCUGUGCUAUAAACGUUGGGAUUUGUAGACCUUUUUCGCUGAAUGUGAACACAGAUUGUUUUAUUUCUCUGCUAUAAAACAUGGCCGAAAGUGUAACAAAUCUUGCCAAAUGUAUCUGUAAAUAGUAAUUUAUUGUGCUGUUUGAACACCACUAACAAUGUUAGUUUGCAGUUAUCCGGCCUUCAGCAUGUACUUAAAACAAAUUGAAAGAGCGGUUCAUCUUUUUACACUAUGGGGAAAGAAGCUCCUCUGGGGUGUGUGUCGAGCCUCUUUGAGUUUGCAGGAAGUCAGUAACUGCGUAGGGAACUGGAUUGGAUUAUUAUUGAUUGAUUGGGACAAUGAUUUGUCAGUGAUCCGCUGCUAGUUUCCGGAGUGAACGAGGGAGCGCUUUGAGAUACACUGUUUCUGAGAGUGAAUGAAGACCAUUUGACCAAUAUUCCCCAAAAUUCAAAGCCUCGUAGCAACUGAUUAUCUAAUCACUUGUGAAAUGUGAUAAGGUAGUCAACAGUAGCAAGUGUUACCUCAUAGAAAAAUAACAUGGUACUCUAGGGGCAAAUCUCAUAUUCAGAACUCAAGUUUUAUCAUGUAAUAACAAUGUUAAUCUCUUAAUCCUACAACAUGUGAAUUUUUUUAUUUAAUUUAUUACAUUAUCAGUUUGCUAUAUUAUCAUUAUGAGGUGAUCCUCUGUGAUAAUAAUGUUAUAUUUAAUAUCAUGAUUAAUUGAAGUUUCCCAAGAGCUCCACUAUAAGUGAAUGAAGUCCAUUAGUGGGACGUACCUCAUAGAACUGACUGCAGGUAGCUACUGUUUACAUCAUGUGACAGUGACAUCAUUAGUUGCUACAUGUAGCCUACUUUCUCCUCAUGUUGUCUAUCCUGAUGUACAAAGUUGCCUUAUUCAGAUUUGGAUCUUUUUGCAGUGGGAAAAAAAAAGGCGUCCUAACAUUUCCGUCUACUUACAACCUGUGACUUUUUAUAGUGUAAAUAUAUUCCGUUUUUGUUCAAGUAGCCUUUAAUGACAAUGCCUAAAGAAGGGAGCCUGGCUUAGUUUUCCAAAUUGGUGAUGGUGAAAUGAUUGUGAUGAGCUAAAAAAAAUCGAGCGGUGGGAUUAGAUUUGUUAUCAAAAGUGGGAUUAAAGUUCAGGAAAUUCACCAGAUUUGUAGCAUGUAGCAUAAAAAACGAUGCUAGCUUAAUCAGUUCCCCUGCAGUUAGAGCUUCAAAAUGCACAGCGUGUUCUUUUCUUCAGGGGGAAGAUAUUUGAAAAGGAAAAUAAAUAACCUUGGCACUUUGUUCAGGAUGUGGCGAGGCUUGUGGAAAGGCACAAAAUGUGAUUUUUGUUGAAGAUUAACUGCUAUAUUCAGAAGAUAAUAAUGUUAGUACUAUGUUUUAUUGUGUUAGCAAUGCGGUGCCAGUGUGUGCAGAAGAACUCAGAUUUGAUCUUUUUCCCAUUGUGGCCAUUUUAAAAUUACAUUAAUGAUAAAUCUACAGGGACGGUGAAUGUAUAAAAGUAGCAUCACAUUAUCACAAAACUCUUUUGAUACUGUAGACCAAAAAACUAUUGCCCAAUCAUAAAUAGAUUUCGACAAAUAUCAACAAUAACUAGAUACCCUUAUCAUAUACCAAUUCAAAGGUAAUAAUCUGCACCAAAAGGUUAUGAGAUAUUAUUCUAUAUAUAAAGAAAUCCAUGAUUAUAUUAUUGAAUUAAUAUAAAAUUAGUUAAAAGUCUUAAGAAUUGUCUAAACUUUUCCCACUUUAUUGCGAUUACAAUUAUUGCCUUAGUAUUCUUUAAACAGAAGUGUAAAGACAUACCCGUUCUGAGCGCCCAAUGGAAGGCCAAUAGGAAUGCUGCUGUUAUAGCUUGAGUCCCAAUAGCCAAUGACUGGGUUCGGUUGGCAUGAUUGACAGCCACUGUCUCUCUAAAUUCACUGUCUGAAUAUGGGCGUGCACUGUUAGAUAAUUGGGCAAACCCUUUUUUUAAGCAAACACAAGCCUUUGGAAGACUUCAAAAUGGCCACAAUGGAACAAGAUUUACAAGAGUGGGAAAGUGAGGUAUUUGUGAAAGAUGUCCGAUGUGAGUCAGAGAAGAGAUUGAAGAAGUUGGCACAAAGACAAUACUGGAGGAUAUGCAUACAAAAAUAGAAGUCUGCUUUAGCCGUGUAGAUGGAGUCAGCAGCAGUAGUUAGCUUUAGAUUAUUGAAUAGCGUCAUAACGAGUGUUUUUGGAAAGUUGUGAUGGUUGUACAUAUUACUGUGAGCAGUUCUGUGUUUGUACUAUUAGUCUGUAAGAGCAUAUUUAUGCUCCAUAUUUUACUCUUUAGUGUAUGUGUGUGUUUACACUCUUUGCCUGCUCUUUUUACACUUUGUACCCAACUUUCCUAAUAACUUAGCCUAACAUUUUUGUAGAUAGUUAACGCUUCCUUGUUCUGUACUGCCAAUGCUUUGUUGUUCGCCUGAAGAGGUCUCUUAAGUUCCUGAGCGAGAACGAGGGCUGCAUCUGAAACCAUUCACUGUUUUCUAAACUGUCUGAUAUUUAGUCUGUCGGUGGUUUUAUAGCACUGCUCAGGAUCUCUGGUGAGAAUGAUUGAACCCUAUUUAGUGGGCUUUAAAUAUCUCCAUAUUUAAACAUAAUGAACUAGAACGCACUAGGAGAUCCAAGAACUCCGCCAAGACCCUUUCAUAAAAAAUAAUUGUGUAUCCACCCCAUGAUUUCGGAUCUGCUCCAAAUUGUAAUGGGUUCUUCCUUGGCCCAUGCUAUGCCUUCCCACCAAGAUUCAUGAUUGGAUUGGUAGUUUUCUUGUAAUUCUGGUGUCGAACAAACGGAACCGAAAUAAGUACCCCAUUGGCGGAGGUGAAAAUGCUGCGUUCAUGUCACAGGUAAAUUAAAGAUUUAUAACUUCCUUUACCUUCUUAUGUGCAAAUCUCCACACAUUCAGCUAGUGCUUGGAACCAUGCACGCCUCUUGAAAUGCGCAAUGGUUCCUUGGUGGCGAUUGAGUAGUUGGUCUUUUGUACCCUAGAACCAAUUAAUUCACCUUUAAAAACAAACCAGAUAGCCAAUGUUAAGUUGUUAACGCAGAAAAGUAGAAACAAGCGUGACAUGAACGUGGCGUUGGAUUGGUAAUGACCUGAGUAGUGUCUGAUGGAUCUGUAUCUACAGAGGUGAAUGCGUGAAGGAUGUUUGCUGUGGCAGUAUGUGUUGUAUGAGCUGUAAAAAGCGUUGGUGGUGUGUUCGAUAUUUGACAGGAUGCAGCGCAGUCCUACAUGCCACACCCUGGUCUUCUCAAUGUUGCCUUGGGAAAUAAGACACCUCUACCCACAGUUCCUUUGUGUUGCUCCUACUGUAGAAGUCCUUAAACACUGUUAAAAUGCAACCUUACACGGUUUGGAGUUGCUUUUGGAACGAAGUGUUUAUGGACUAAGAGUGUUGGGAGCAGUGAUACUAAACUUGCUUUGCCUGGGGGCCACUUUGGCAAAAUGACAGGAGGUCAGGGGCCAGUUUCUAACUGAACCUUGCUCAGGUCGAAUUGGUAGCAAGAUGGUCUAGGUAAGGCAUUGAUCUUGGAUGGUUGAGGUUAGGACAGGUGGUAGGGAAAAGGUGGUAGAGUUUUUUAAGACUUGCGCUAGAAUUGCUAUUUAGACUCAACAGUUUUCUGAGGUGUUUCUAGAUGAUUGAAGAUAUUCAGUGCUUGGACUUGACAUCAAUUUGGAGGUUUGAGGCACUUUUUUUGGUAAACAAGCUCCAUUAGUGUAUUUUAAUUCUUUUUUUGAUAUGCCCUUGUGAAUGGUUGGCGAGCCACCCUAUCGGCUGUAAGUUGAGUAUCACUGGGUUGGAGUAACAAACCUAAACUCAUGUGUUCACCUUGUAAGAGUCAUGCCCUGCCAGCUGUAAUUCAAAUGGUGCUCCUCUCUUUGCCUUAUACCCUACAGUCUCACAGGGACGCGCCACAGUAUUCAUCCAACACCUCCGUAGCUGCACCCUGAGCUAGAGGAACACCCAGAGCCUUCAGCUCCUUUGGGUGGUUACCUGGAGUGACCGGUAGCAGCACCCAGAGGACUGAGAGGUCUGAGUGUUUGGUCCAGCUCUGGCAGCUGAACCUCACACAAAGCAAACGCAAAAUAACAAACCUUUCUGUUUACUGAAUGUAUUGAAUGUCUUUUGUGAUAUAGCAAAAACCUUUGGCCUGUAGCAAAAAUACAAAUUCACCAAAGAUUCAGCAUUGAUUGAGAUUGAAAUUGCCUUUACGUAUUGGGGUUGAAUGAAAAAAGGUUUUUGGAAUAAGCCUGAAAGAAAAUAAUUGAAUCUGGGCUUGGAUCUUAUGUAACGCUCAUUUGAAUUGGUUUGACGGUAAGAUAAAACGUGAUUGAUUAGAUUGAAGGGUAUCGUAUAAUGGCCUGUACCAUGCUCACUUUGAAACACGAUUUGUGAAUGACUCAGUUUUUAUUGCCACUGUGGAUGUUGAUACUGCUUUAAGAUUCAGCUAAAACAAUUAUCCUCGAACACGUGCCAUACUGCUGUUUGGAACCGGUUACCAGGAGUGCUCUCUGAAAAGGAUUAGGGAUCAUAUAGGUCUGUAUAACAAAGCGUGCUAAAAUAAUCAAGGCUGUCAUAACAAAGUGAUUUAGGCUCAGGGUUUCAGCUCUUUAACCUGCAAAACCAAAUAUUUAGACGUUAAGAAGCUGCGAUACCAGCUAAGGCUAGCUCUAGCUUAGUUAGAAAGGUGAAUUGAUUCACAACUGAGCAAAACAAUCAAAAAGUACUUACCGGUAAAAAUGAACUGCUGAGAGUGUCUCUUGACGUGUUAGCCACUUGUCAAUCACAAGGCAGCCAGUGCCAAAGCACACCUUGCUAUAUUGGCUAUUUUACCUAAAAUUGGACAACAAUAUACAGAUCUAACAUCAUGCUGUAUUGAAGAAGAUUUGGAACAAUUAAUUAAGAGAAUAAACUUAUCAGAAAACUUUUUACUAAGGUAAUAAAUCUUAUAUAAAGUAGGGUCAUUUUCUCUCAGACUACUAUACAAUCAGGACCUCUCUUUGCAAACACUGUAGUUGCCCCCUGCUGGUUACCCCUAGGUAAAGAACCUAAUUGUAUUAUCCCAUAAUGCAACUCUAAAUCGUUACCAUAUCAAAUCAAUAGGCGUAAUCUAUAAAUGUGGUUAUCGUAGCAACACAAUUUGAAUUAUGCAAAACUGCCUCCUUAAGUGAUUGUACUAAUUAAGCCUGGAUUACAGUUAGCUCGCUUUGUGGAGUGUUUAGAUAGGAUCUGCAUUGUAUCAGGACAGACGUGCCUGAGUCCUCUUCCUGCAGUACACUCUAGUGCCUGUCACCGGGCCAUGCAAAGCCCGCCCAAAUACAACCACCUCACGUCCCAGUUUGACACACAAAGAAAAUCCCAGCACAGCUUUCCAUUAUUUGAUAUCUGAGGGCUGGCUUUGCACGGCCCCCUGUCACAUACAACACACACACACACCUUCAGCAUACUGCUCUCAUACACACUUAAUGCAUGCUUUUCUCUACAUACUGUAACCACAGUAAGGUGGAGCGUACGAGUGUUGAACUCUGUGUCUUCCUGACAACUGAAUGUUGGACAGUCUUCAUUGCUUGAAGUGUACUAGUGAACUCUGCUUUUUCUCUUAUUCCACUACGAUAAGUCUCUGGCAAUAUGUUACGGAAACUUUUUACUAAUAUGAACUAAUAAAAUAAAAUGUUGAAAAAGACAA
Molecule: messenger RNA, 6769 nt
Organism: Trematomus bernacchii (emerald rockcod)
Lineage: Eukaryota; Metazoa; Chordata; Actinopteri; Perciformes; Nototheniidae
Gene: cd99l2
Product: CD99 molecule-like 2
Exons: 10
Coding region: 150-884 (244 amino acids)
Source: RefSeq, a predicted model, not a curated record